Drepanopeziza brunnea f. sp. 'multigermtubi' MB_m1 is the source of this 672-nucleotide messenger RNA. RefSeq lists its product as uncharacterized. NCBI's taxonomy places the organism in Eukaryota, Fungi, Ascomycota, Leotiomycetes, Helotiales, Drepanopezizaceae. The record is from RefSeq and is a predicted model, not a curated record.
AUGCAUCUCUCAACAACACUCAGUUUCGCUGCUGCUACUCUGCCUCUCGCCUACGGUGCAAUCCUCGCCGAGCGCGCAACUUCCGCACGCGCUACGUGGUAUGGCGGCACCAACGCGGGCGCUUGUUCUUUCAACGGCUACACCAGACCAUCAGGUGUAUAUGGGGCGGCGUUAGGAUUAAACCUUUAUGGCAAGGCUGCGCAGUGCGGAGCGUGUGUUUCCAUCACGAACGGCAGUGGCAAGAAGAUUAUUGCCAUGGUCGUCGAUGAGUGCCCAUCAGGAUGUGCCGGCAAGACCUUCGAUCUGUUCCCGGAUGGCUUCGCCGCGCUCGCCAACCCCUCGGCGGGAGAGAUUGACAUCAGCUGGGACUACGUGACCUGCCCGGUCACAGGCCCCUUCAAGCUCCGCACCAAGUCGGGAUCCUCGCAGCACUGGUUCGCUAUCCAGGUCUACAACGCCAACCAGGCCAUCACAAAGGUGGAGAUCAGCGCCGACGGAUCCUCGUGGACGAGCGCCUCGAGGGAGACGUACAACUACUGGCUCUUGCCGAGUGGCACCAACGGUGCCACCACGGUGCAGGUCCGGGUGACGGCCAAGUCGGGCAAGUCGAUUGUCACCAAAAAUGUUUCGGUCGCCGAGGGAAGCACGGCGACGGCUGAGAGCAACUUCUGA